Messenger RNA from Balaenoptera musculus (blue whale), 2085 nucleotides. RefSeq names its product F-box protein 17 (gene FBXO17). Gene Ontology annotation, molecular function: ubiquitin protein ligase activity; protein binding. The record is from RefSeq and is a predicted model, not a curated record. Gene Ontology annotation, biological process: SCF-dependent proteasomal ubiquitin-dependent protein catabolic process; glycoprotein catabolic process. The coding region runs from base 240 to 1259 and encodes 339 amino acids. Gene Ontology annotation, cellular component: SCF ubiquitin ligase complex; cytoplasm. Lineage: Eukaryota; Metazoa; Chordata; Mammalia; Artiodactyla; Balaenopteridae. The transcript has 9 exons.
GAAUAUCAGUAGAAAAUAUGGAGGCAGUGAGUGUGACAACUUUUUGGAGAUUUACUAUAAAGAGGAGCAAAGAAAUGGGGUCAGAGCUGGAAGGGGAGGUGGAGUCAAGAGGAGUUUCAUUUGUUUUCAAAUGAGAGAUGACUCUGUGUGAGCUGACAGGAAUGAUCCAGUGCAGAGGGGGAAGCUGAAGGUGCAGCAGAGAGAGCGGAGAACUGUGAGACGGACUCUGGCGGCCGGAGAUGGGCGCCCGGCCUUCGCGGCGGCGGCUGCCCGCGGACCCGCCCAUAGCCUUGGACGCGCUGCCGCCGGAACUGCUCGUGCAGGUGCUGAGCCACGUGCCACCGCGCGCGUUAGUGACGCGCUGCCGCCCAGUGUGCCGCGCCUGGCGCGACGUGGUGGACGGGCCCACCGUGUGGCUGCUGCAGCUGGCCCGCGACCGCAGCGCGGAGGGCCGCGCACUCUACGCGGUGGCCCAGCGCUGCCCGCCCAACAGCGAGGACGAGGAGGAGUUCCCGCUCCGCGCCCUGGCGCGCUACUGCCUGCGAGCGCCCCUCGGCCGCAACCUCAUCUUCAACUCCUGCGGAGAGCAGGGCUUCAGAGGCUGGGAGGUGGAGCACGGCGGGAAUGGCUGGGCUGUGGAAAAGAACCUAAUACUGGUGCCGGGCGCUCCUUCCCAGACCUGCUUCGUGACUUCUUUCGAUAACCUCAUAGUUUUAUCUUUUACAUUUAGAUCUUUAAUCCACCUUGAAUGUGAUGUUCGCUUCCCAUUGGCUGACCCAACAGGAAGUAGAGGAUGGUGCUUCAAGAGGCAGCUUGUGGACUUGGUGAUGGAGGGUGUGUGGCAGGAGCUGCUCGACAGCUCCCAGAUCGAGAUCUGUGUGGCCGACUGGUGGGGUGCCCGGGAGAACUGCGGCUGCAUCUACCGGCUCCGGGUCCGCCUCCUGGACAUGUAUGAAAACGAAGUGGUCAAGUUCUCGGCAUCACCCAGCCCGGUCCUUCAGUGGACUGAAAGAGGCUGCCGACAGUGUCACAGUCUAGACUCUCAGCUUCUCCAGGAUAGGAUCUUUUGGCUGCUUUCUUCACGGCUAUACCCCCAGCGCCUGGAGCAGGGCCAGGUUUCCCACGUCUUUACCAACUUCGGCAAGGGCAUCCGCUACGUGUCUUUUGAGCAGUAUGGAAGAGACACACGUUCCUGGGUGGGGCACUAUGGUGCCCUCGUGACCCACUCCAGCGUGAGGGUCAGGAUCCGCCUGUCCUAGCUAACCAGCCUGAUCCAGCCUUCCGGGACAGACUGCCAUCUGCCAGACACCGUCAUCAAUCAAGGUCGGCUUUGCAGCCAGGAGCCGGAGGAUGCCCGGGGACAGUGGGGUUCCCGUGUAGCCUGUUCCCGGAAUGUUUCCAGUGAACCCCACUUGCUGCUGCUUCAGUGUGGUGGCCCCCAUGCUAUUCGAGAAACCAGGGAUCCAACCAGGCUGGUCACUUGCUUCCCCAGCUUCCCAGGGGGAGUGUCAAAGAGUUAACUCAGAGACCUGUAUUUUACUUGCAAAUUUUUUUCUCACAUGUGUGGAUAUCAGUUGACAGACUGAGUCAAAAAACAAAGGCCAAACCAGGAUUUCAAAUAGAGGAAAGCUGCUGACAAUCUUGGCCAAGGACUCUUGUCAGCAUGUUUUGGGGGCAAGGUGAUUGCUGACAGGGAGCAGAGGUCCUUGAGGGGACCAACAGCACCCUCAAAGGGAACUCUUCCUGUUGUUUUGGGGAGUCUCUGGGAUUCAGCAGUGGGGCCCGUGCAACCUCCUCCAGCACCGCGCCCAUCAGCACGUCCCCUCUGGGCCAGACUGGUGCCAUUUCUUUCAGAAUUUCUGAGGCCAGUUCUGCGCUGACCCCCAAACUGUACCCUCCACCCCCACCUCCUGCCCCUGCCUCAGGGGCAGCUCGCCUCCUGUCAGGCGACAGCCUCCUUUUCUCCACACUUGAGCCCGCUUGGAGAUGGACCCCAGGAGCAAGGCAUGCUGUGAAGGAAAGCUCUCCUUUCCCCAGCUGAGCGCAGCCAACAAGCUCGCUCAAUAAAAUCGGUGCUAAGCAUGA